Messenger RNA from Danio aesculapii, 2523 nucleotides. It is a transcript of the gene arhgdig, whose product is annotated as Rho GDP dissociation inhibitor (GDI) gamma. The record is from RefSeq and is a predicted model, not a curated record. Gene Ontology annotation, biological process: Rho protein signal transduction. Gene Ontology annotation, molecular function: protein binding; Rho GDP-dissociation inhibitor activity. NCBI's taxonomy places the organism in Eukaryota, Metazoa, Chordata, Actinopteri, Cypriniformes, Danionidae. The transcript is spliced from 6 exons. Gene Ontology annotation, cellular component: cytosol; cytoplasm; membrane. Bases 115 to 717 code for a protein of 200 amino acids.
AGCUGUGUGUUGAGACGUGAUUGGUAAACUCUAUUUCCUGGUAUACACAUGAAGUGAACACUCUUCAUGUAACAUCCGCAUCUACUGCUCUGCAAGACGAGACGAGACGGCAUAAUGGCUGAUAAAGAGAAAGACGUGCCAGUGGUUGAGGAUGAAGAUGAGCCUGAUCUGAACUACCAGCCUCCAGCGCAGAAGAGUCUUCAGGAGAUCCAGGAAAUGGACAAGGAUGACGAAAGCCUGACCAAGUACAAGCAAACCCUCCUGGGCUCUGGACCUGUGGUGGCAGAUCCCACCAUUCCUAAUGUUCAGGUGACCCGGCUGACUCUGAUGUGUGACCAGGCCCCUGGACCCAUCACUAUGGAUCUGACAGGUGACCUCAAUGCUUUGAAGAAGAAGAACUUCACCAUGAAGGAGGGGGUCGACUACAGGGUGAAAAUCCACUUUAAGGUCAACAGGGACAUCGUGUCUGGAUUGAAAUAUGUGCAUCAGACCUACAAGAAAGGAAUCAGAUUGGAUAAGGCGGUCUAUAUGGUAGGCAGCUACGGUCCGAGAGCCGAGGAGCAUGAGUUUAUGACCCCGGUGGAGGAGGCCCCAAAAGGCAUGAUCGCCCGGGGAAGCUACCAUAUCAAAUCCUACUUCACAGACGAUGACAAGACAGACCACCUGUCAUGGGAAUGGAACCUGCAGAUCAAAAAAGACUGGGACAGCGCAGAGUAAAGAGCAUCAUAAGUCUCUCCCAGAUCUACAGCGACACCACUGAUGUUUCAAACAGACUUAGGCUAGCUAGACGCGCAGCUGGAGUCGGCUUUGCUAAUGGUUACAUAAUUAGUCAAAUAUAUAUAAAAAAAAUGAAGAAAAUUAAGAUAUUCUUACAUAUUAGUUGUAAUCAACAGUGAGGACAUACAGUGACUGGCAGGGUAUUAGAGGCGACUUAGUACUUAAAGGGAUAGUUCACCCCAAAAAAUGAAGAACAUCUGUCAUUAUUUACUCACCCUCCAUUUGUUUCAAUGAGUUCUGAUGAACUCAAAAGAAGUUAUUUGGAAGAAUGUUGGAAACCUGUAACCAUUGACUUCCACAGAAGGAAACACAAAUACUAUGGAAGUCAAUGGUUACCCAUUUCCAACAUUCUUUAAAAUAUCUUCUUUCAUGUUCAACAGAAAAAAAAAGAAACUCAUAAAGGUUUGGAACUACUUGAGGGUGAGUAAAUUUUCCUUUUUUGGGAGUGAACUGUCCCUUCGAUAACCAACAAAUGAAAUCCCUCAUGCCUGUACGCUCAGGUUAGUGUAUACUGUAAAUGUAAAUAUCACAGCGUAUGUAUUCUUGCGAUGCAUUUUGAGCUCUUCAACAGAGCCAGAUCAGUGCAUGCGUGAACGUGAAGCCAUCGUGUCCGCAAUGGCUCGUUUCUUGUAUUGAUGACGUAAUCAGCCUGCUGUUUUCUGAGUAAUUCAUGUGUAGAACGUGGUUUGUACUAAGUGUUGCUUGUCCAUAAGGUAUUUCUAAACAUUAACCCCCUUCGAAAAAGACCAGCUUAUACUAGCGGCUGUUUACAAGUUGCUCAAACAGCAUUUUUGGCUAACUUGCUGUUAACAAAUUUGCAUAAAAAUGCAUUUUUUUUGGUGAUUUGCUGGUCUUUUCAGCUGGAAAACCCAUAGUCAAGCACCCUUGUCAUUCCUUGAAAGAGUUUAAAGGGAUAGUUUACCCAAAAAUGAAAAUCUGCUAAUGAUUUGCUUAACUUGAGACCACCCAAAAUGUGAUUAUUUUCCCAUUAGUAGGACAUUUAAACGGACAGUUCACCCAGAGCUGAAUAUUCAGUCAUCAUUUACUUUACAUCCCUUUACCCUUUACAUCCAACAAGCUCAUUUGAGUUUCCUUUUUCUGUUAAACACAAAAUAAGAUAUUUUGAAAAAUGUUGGAAACCUCCAACCCUUGACUUGCAUAGUAUUUGUUUUUUCUACUAUGGAAGUCAAUAGUUACCCAUUUUUAACAUUCUUCAAAAUAUAUAUUUUUGUGUUUAACAGUAAAAAGAAACUCAAACGGGUUUGGAACCACUUGACUGAGAGUAAAUAAUAAUAAUACAUUUUUAUUUUGGGUGAACUAUCUAUUUAAAGGAGAUUUUUAGUUUGAACCUGUGGUCCUCUGUGAGUCACCAAAUGCAACUCAAUGGCUACUGGUACUUUGAGAGUAAAUAAAAAAUAUAUACAUAAAAUACAUACAUUUGCAGGCAGAACAAAAUGAAUACAUGAGGCUCUUGUCAGUACAUUGAAGUUAAAUGAGGAGCAACAAUCGGUUAAUGCAAGAAACUGAGCACUAUUUACAACAUUAUUACCUUUUUGCGCUAAGCAUGUUGACAACAGUAUAGAGCGCAAGCAUGUGGUGAGUUAAUUGUCAUUUUUGGGAGAACUGUGCCUUUAAGAUCUGUCCAGGUGUCUGUAACUGUCUUCCAUGUUUUUCCAUCUAGAUUUGAUUUUAGAUUGUCUUAGAUUUUUUUCUUUUGUCAUUCCAAAAUAAAUUCAUUUUAUUGUU